AUGAGUGAUACCUGGAAAACGGUCAAGCCGAUCGCAUAUGCAUUAGGUCCGACCAUACUGCUCUCGUAUGGACCAACGGUAUACCGGGCCCUCUUCUCGAAACGCCCUGGCGUUACAAUACGGCCGGUCCCUCCUCAUGUCGCUCGCGCCCAGAAUAUCCUCUUCGUAGCUGCCGUCGUCUUUCUCAUCGCAUGUUUUCCGUACUUCGCGCCAGAAAAUAUAUAUCACAAAACGUCCACAACUUUCACAUAUUUUCCUACGGCAGAUAUCUUCGAGAGGCUCGCAGACUUUCGCUCUCCUCUCACGGACUUUGAUCAAGCCCUGAAGGCAAAUUUUAUAUCGAGACAAUGCCGAAUGGUAUACGCUGCGUACGGGCCAGAGGCGCUGGCCAACUGUUCAUUUUGCAAUUGCGACCACGAGCAUAGCUACUUCUACUAUAGUGUGGCAAGUCUCGCCAUGCCGCAUCUGCUCAAUACAGCCAUACUAGGCUUGGUUACAUAUAAGGCUGGUAAAGAAGGAAUGCGCUGGAGAACAUGGGCCACCAUCCUCAGCUUACUCGUUGCGGCGGGGGAUAUCGGAACUAUCUGGAACUUUGACGUGAAGCGAAACGAUACGAAGCUUGUUGAAGAUGUCGAUUUUCUGCACUGGAACAUGCGAACAGGCAGAUUCGCUGCGCUCUUCCUACUCGAUAUAGGAUUCUAUGCCCUUAUUCACUAUACCUCUACCAAUCGCUGGCUAGCCCAACCACCUUCGAUAUCAGAGCGCCUGGAAGAGGUCACCAAAGCAAACGAAAUACUGCGUCAAAACAUGAACAACCUCGUUGCGUUGAGGAAUACUGUAAUGCGAGAUCCAGCAUUCAGAGAUAAGACUCUGAACUACUGGACCCAAGAGGAACGACUCAUGGGUGAGAUAAUGGAGGAACCAGAGGUGGUGGAAGGUGUCAACGAAGCCCUGACUAGAGUGCCCGUUGACGAUGUGAAACGAUUUGCUGCAGCGACUAGCGGGUUGAUGUUCCAACAAUUGGACGGCCUCAAGCAGCGGAAAGGCGUUUGA
Pseudovirgaria hyperparasitica is the source of this 1053-nucleotide messenger RNA. RefSeq lists its product as uncharacterized. The transcript has 2 exons. NCBI's taxonomy places the organism in Eukaryota, Fungi, Ascomycota, Dothideomycetes, Acrospermales, Acrospermaceae. Bases 1 to 1053 code for a protein of 350 amino acids. The record is from RefSeq and is a predicted model, not a curated record.